AUGAUGGUGGAGGAAGAGCAGGAGGAGGCGGAGGUGGAGAGACAUGUAAAGGAGCUGCUCACCAGGAUGAAACAGGACAUGAUGGAGGAUGAUUGGGGCUCAACCAAAGGUGUACACAGGAUCGCCAGGAGGGCUUACUGGAGGUCUGGAGGAGAUGUGAAAGUUGAGGCUGCACGCAGCAGGGCUGAGACUGGGGCCGCCCUGAGAGAUGACGGGCCUUACUCUAAGAACAAGGAGCCCUCAGGGACAGACCAUACCCUGGGCACCCGGAGGCACAGCAUCCCAGCGCUGCGGGGGGUGACCAUCGUGGAGCUGUUAAAGAAGGAGGGCAGUACUCUGGGUCUCACCAUCUCUGGAGGAACCGACAAGGACGGGAAACCACGGGUGUCCAACCUGCGACCUGGCGGCCUGGCAGCCAGGAGCGACCAGCUCAACGUGGGCGACUACAUCAAGUCCGUCAACGGCAUCAACCUGAUGAAGCUUCGCCACGAGGAGAUCAUUAGCCUGCUGAAGAACGUGGGGGAGAGGGUGGUGCUGGAGGUGGAGUACGAACUGCCCCCUACAGCUCCAGACAGCUCCUCAGGGGUCAUUUCUAAGACACUCGAGAUGUGUUUACAGAAAGAGGGCACCAGCUUUGGCUUCGUCAUGAGAGGAGGCUCGCAUGAGGACUGGCACAAGUCCCGCCCCCUAGUGGUGACCUACGUCAGACCAGGAGGGCCUGCAGACAGAGAGGGCACCUUGCGUGCGGGUGACCGUCUCCUGAGUGUGGACGGCGUACCCCUCCACAACGCCAGCCAUGGCGAUGCCCUCAGCGUGCUGGCUCAGUGUGGCCAGGAGGCUCUGUUCCACAUCGAGUACGACGUCUCCAUCAUGGACACAGUAACCAACGCAUCAGGACCCUUAUUGGUGGAGAUUGCCAAGUCACCAGGGGCAACGCUGGGUAUUACCUUGACGUCAGCCACUCACAGGAACAAGCCGGUUAUUGUCAUCGACAAGAUCAAGGCUGCUAGCGUGGUGGACAGGUGCGGAGCGCUGCAUGUGGGUGACCACAUCCUGUCCAUUGAUGGGACCGGCACGGAGCACUGCUCGGUGCUGGAGGCCAUGCAGCUCCUGGCCAGCACCUCGGACCAGGCCAGGCUGGAGAUCCUGCCAGCUCACCACAGCAGGCUGGCCAGCAAGCCUCAGGACACGGUGAAGGUCCAGAAGAGUGACCACCCUCACUCCUGGGACCCCUGUGUCAACUUCUGCCACACCCCCAACCCCCCGCUCGGCCACACCCCCAACGCCCAGAACUCCCACAACAAGACUUCUACCUGGACCGCCUCCAGCACAGUCUCCACCAAUCAGGAGUACUGCAAAUCCUUGGUCUCCAGCAGCUUCUCCCCAGGCUCCACCACCACCUCGGGCCCCAGCAGCCUCAGCUCCAGCACCUUGCCCAGAACUACAGUUCCCAUGAGCCCGCGCAACUCCAUGCUAAAGAGGAGGCAGAGGAAAAAAGAACACAAGAGUUCCUUAUCCCUGUCAUCCAGCUCAGUGGGCCCAGGAGGUCAGGUGGUCCACAUCGAGACCAGUGAGGUGGUUCUGAGAGGCGAUCCGCUUAACGGGUUUGGAGUCCAGAUACAGGGGGGCAUCUUCGCCACGGAGACUCUCUCGGCCCCCCCGCUCAUACGCUUCAUCGAGCCAGACAGCUCCGCAGAGAGGUGUGGUCUGCUGCAGGUGGGAGACAGAAUGCUGUCCAUCAAUGGAAUCCCCACAGAGGACGGAACCCUGGAGGAGGCCAAUCAGCUGCUCCGAGAUGCCGCACUGACCAAUAAGGUCACUCUGGAGAUUGAGUUUGAUGUGGCAGAGUCGGUGGUGCCAAGCAGUGGAACAUUCCACGUUAAGCUUCCCAAGAAGAGAGGAGUGGAGCUGGGAAUCACUAUUAGUGCCAGUAAGAAGCCAGGAGAGCCUCUGAUCAUCUCAGAUAUCCAGAGGGCCAGCAUGGCACACAGGACUGGUACUCUGGAGCCGGGGGACAAGCUGCUGGCCAUUGAUAACGUCCGUCUGGAGAGCUGCUCCAAGGAGGAUGCAGAGCACAUCCUGCAGCAGUCUGAAGACCUGGUCAAGCUCAAGAUACGCAAGGAUGAAGACAACUCAGACGAACAGGAGACCUCCGGCUCCAUCAUCUACACGGUGGAGCUGAAGCGCUACGGAGGCCCUCUAGGCAUCACCAUCUCAGGCACCGAGGAACCCUUCGACCCCAUCACCAUUUCUGGGCUCACCAGGAGGGGGCUGGCCGAGAGGACGGGGGCCAUCCACGUAGGGGACCGUAUCCUGGCCAUCAACAGUGUGAGUCUGAAGGGGAAGCCGCUGAGCGAGGCCAUCCACCUGCUGCAGAUGGCCGGGGAGACGGUCACGCUGAAGAUCAAGAAGCAGCUGGAUGCCUCGGAGGAGAAGAAGAGGGAGGAGGGAGAGGAGGAGGAGGACCUGGAGGGGGAGGACACCACGGAGCUGAGCGACGGCGAGGACGAGCUGACCGACUCCCAGCGCACCAACAAGCUGUCAGAGAUCUACUCCACCACCAUCCCCAGCGUCGACUCCGCCAUGGAGUCCUGGGACGGCUCCGGGCUCGACGCCGGCUACGGCAGCCAGGGUACCUACCUUCAUCAGGCCGCGGGCGUGGCCCUGCACCCCCAUGAGUGGAGGAGUGCCAAGCAGAGGAGCAGCCCACCCCCUGCUGGACGCAGGAAGAACUACCCCUUCAGUGACGGGGGCUUCAGCGAGGACGACUGGGACAAACCUACUGGGUUCCCCAGCCAACCCAACCAUGAGGACAGAUACACCAUACAGGUCAACCCUCUACAAGAGGAGAGAUAUGUCACCCACUCCAACCCGCUCCACCAAGACAGGUAUGCCAACCAAGGGCAUUAUGCCAACCAGGGGCACCAGGAGGGCAGGUACACCAGCUACCCCAACCCCAGCCAGGAUGCCACGUAUGCCAAUCAAGAGGACCAGGAGGGCAGGUAUGCUUGUCACCCCAACCCCAACCAAGACGGCAUCUUGCUGGAUCCGGAGGACAGCUUCUGGUGCCAGGCUCUGGAGGACCUGGAGACGUGCGGACAGGCAGAGCUGCUCAGGGAGAUUGAGGCUUCCAUAAUGACAGGUAGUGGAAUCACCCUAGGGGUGUCAGGCGGCCGGCCUGCCCCAGACCCCCUCUCCCAGGCUGGGCACAGUCCUCUGAGACGCCCCCCUAUGCUGCACCCGGAUCCCAAGAGCAAGGCCUCCCUCCGCAUGUCCGAGAGGACCUGGGAGUCUCGCAGGAUCAAGGAGGAGAUGCAGGAGAUCCUCUCUCCCACACCCCUGGAACUGCACAAGGUGACAGUGAUGAAGGAUCCGGAGAGUGAUGACUUUGGCUUCAGUGUGUCGGAUGGUUUCCUGGAGAAAGGUGUUUACGUCAACAUGAUCAGGCCUGAUGGGCCUGCUGACAGGGCGGGCCUCAGGCCGUACGACAGGAUCCUUCAGGUGAACCAUGUCAGGACGCGGGACUUUGACUGCUGCCUGGCGGUGCCCCUGAUCACGGAGGCUGGGGACCGCCUGGAGCUGGUGAUCAGCAGGAACCCCCUGGCCCAGGGGAGCCCCCCACUGCCCUCCGCCACCCUGCAUAACCACUCCCACACACUCACCAGCACCAUGGACCUGUGACCACACACACACACCUUGGUGUGCUCACACACACACAGCAAACCUGAAUUGACUGGACCUCCGGCAGAACAAACAUCAACGCAAACACAUGCAUAGACACACAUUCUUGUGAUAGACCCAUGCACCUGUGAUCCCCCUUGCCCCCCAUUGACACACACGCACACAAAGUGAUUCAGUGACAAUCAGCCCAUACAGAAUCAACAUGGUACAGAAGAAAAAGAAGCUGUUCCUUAUGUUAUUUUCAUAUCUUGCCCUUCUGCCAGCAUCUCCCUUGACUACAGCCAAGUCAAGUGAACUUUGACCUUGGAGAUGGAACUGUUUAAAUUUAGACCUGUUUGUUUGUUUGGAGAUCUGACUUUGUAAAGGGGGUGAGUUGGCUAUGGAAGAACCAAGCUAAUGUGAAGUUAUUUCCUGUGUGUUUGUGUGUGUGUGUGUGUAUGUGUGUGAGAAAGAAAUGAUAUUCUAUGUGAAUGUUGAAUGGCUAAACAAGAUAUUGAUGAAAUGAAUUGGCUUACCAUGGGUUCAGUUUCCCUGAUGUGCUCUUUACAUGCACACACACACACACAUGCACUUCUGCCCCUCAUCCUGAAAUAGUGUAGCACCAAGACCCCACAUCUAAUGAACAGGAAUCAAUCUUCACAAUCUUCUCCCCUCUCCUCUCCUCAGCAGGAUUCCUACCCAGGUUUCCUGACAGACAGAGAAGCACAGUGUGAGCUGUAACCACAGUUAGCCCAGCUCACCUCUGAGGACCAUGACAGGAGACCCUCAGACACAUGUACAGUCACCAUGCCAACAUGCACAAACAUGUCUCCACGUGAUAUGUUACUCUCCCACACAGUUAGCAUGGAGAGAGGUCAACCUGAUGGGUUGUUUUUGAGAAAUGGUAUGCUUGGGCAUGUGUGUGAGAAUGUGCUUGUGAGAAUGUGUGUGUGUGUACUAUCCAGGUAUUUUUAGCCCCUAUUCCUUCCCUGGUCAGCACAUUCCUUCCCGCUCCUAAAGUCUAUUUGGAGGUUAUUUGUUUUGUCCCAGAGCUGCCCUAUUCCUGCCAAAACCCUCUCACUCAAUUACCAGUCCAUUAUACCUCACCAGAACACGCUCCUCAGGGGGAGAGCAGGGCAUGUGCACACACACACACACACUACUGUACUUUCGCACACACACACACUCACGCACUUACUCACUCACACACACUCUCUUACUUUCUCUCUGACACACACAUAGACAUGCACACACACACACACACAUGCAUACAUACUAUACUUUCACACACACACACACACUCUCACACACACACACACGCACACACACACACACACACAUACACACACUCAGCAAGGAUGGCAGGCAGAAAGAGUCAGCUCAUUGUUCAGGAGUUAGCAGAGUUUUACUGCAGAACAACCAAGCCUCUGUUCUCCUCUAGUCAUACAAUUAUAUACUCUAUCUGUUACACCCUGUUACUCUUUAAUCUCCCUCCCUCUCUCUCAAAUAUUUCUCCAACGCACAUUCUCUCUUUCUCUCUCUCUCUGACUCUCUCUUUCUCUCUUUCUCUUCGUUCUCUCUUUCUUUUUGAUACAGCUCUCAGCUGUCUCUGAGAACGCCAAGCCCCUGAUAAUGUUCAGGUCUAAUCACGUAUUUGGAUUAGCUGCAUGUUUGUACGACACAGAAACUCAAACCUAGACAAACACACACACACACAUGUACACACACCACCCUUCCUGAGUAGCUAGUUGUUGUUUUCCAAAAGAGAUCCUCUGGACGUGCAGCAUUUCUGCAGGACAUAGUGUAACAUGUUCUGUAUGUAACCUACCGUAUGUAACAUGUACUGUAUGUAUUCCAUGAAAAAGAGAGGACUCUGUUUUCUACACAAUACUAAGUGGCCAAAAAAAAGAGUUUCAAAGCAGCCUGCUAUGCUGCCCUGUAUGAGUGUUCAUCCCUAUGCAUUUUAAUGGUCAAUUUACUGUAUGUAUGCAUUGGUAUGUGGUGUAAUUUCAAAUGUGUAAAGUUCUAUUCCCUGUAUAGUAUUUUUAUAUGGUCUUUUUUCCGCUGAAGGAUCCAAGCACAAGUCAGAAGCGAGCCGACGCCGACUCAGGUGAAGGAAAUAUGGGCAGUGAUUUUUUCAUUGUUGUUUUUCUUUUGUUCAUUUUGUAUGAAAAACGAAACAAACCGUACUGCUAAUGCUUCUCUUUUUGAGAAGCACAAGAAAGAAAGAAAGUCAAAUUGAA
Hypomesus transpacificus is the source of this 5903-nucleotide messenger RNA. RefSeq names its product glutamate receptor interacting protein 2b (gene grip2b). The record is from RefSeq and is a predicted model, not a curated record. NCBI's taxonomy places the organism in Eukaryota, Metazoa, Chordata, Actinopteri, Osmeriformes, Osmeridae. Bases 1 to 3681 code for a protein of 1226 amino acids. Gene Ontology annotation, molecular function: protein binding. The transcript has 25 exons. Gene Ontology annotation, biological process: neurotransmitter receptor transport, endosome to postsynaptic membrane.